This is a messenger RNA of Emericellopsis cladophorae, 447 nucleotides long. RefSeq names its product ATP synthase subunit-like protein. The transcript is spliced from 3 exons. Bases 1 to 447 code for a protein of 148 amino acids. Gene Ontology annotation, biological process: proton motive force-driven ATP synthesis; proton transmembrane transport. The record is from RefSeq and is a predicted model, not a curated record. Gene Ontology annotation, molecular function: proton transmembrane transporter activity. NCBI's taxonomy places the organism in Eukaryota, Fungi, Ascomycota, Sordariomycetes, Hypocreales, Bionectriaceae.
AUGGCCGCCCUCCGUGUCUCCGCCUCCCGCAUCGCCGGCCAGAUGGCCACCAAGGCCGCUCGCCCUGCUAUGCGUGCCCCCGUCGCCGCCUCCAAGCGCACCAUCAGCACUGCUUCCCCCAUGCAGGCCCUCAAGCGCCAGCAGGCUUCCAACGUCCUGAACGCCACCAAGCGCAACGCUUUCGGCGUCCAGAAGCGUGCCUACUCCUCUGAGAUUGCUCAGGCCAUGGUUGAGGUCUCCAAAAACUUGGGUAUGGGCUCUGCCGCCAUCGGUCUGACUGGUGCCGGUAUCGGUAUCGGUCUCGUCUUCGCCGCUCUCCUGAACGGUGUUGCCCGCAACCCUGCCCUCCGUGGCCAGCUCUUCUCCUACGCCAUUCUGGGUUUCGCUUUCGUCGAGGCCAUUGGUCUUUUCGAUCUCAUGGUUGCCCUCAUGGCCAAGUUCACCUAA